AUGACGACCCAUAGGAAGGUUUGGAGCGAGGAGAAAAAUCGGUUGCCACAGCUAGAAUGUGUCAUCCUCAAAUACAAUGCGGGCGGCAACACAUUCCAUGCCUCGACAUCGCAUGCCCCUCCAGAAGUUCCCCCAGAAGUACCCAUUGACGUGCCACCACUAGCAACUCAAGUACCACCCGUACCAGAGGAAGGCCAAGGCGACACAGAAGAAUUCCUCAGCUCCUUCUCCUUUUCAACCUCUGGACGCAGUAAUGAUACUUCACCCCACUUCUUCACCGAUGAAGAUUUUACUCCAGCACCGCCGCAACCUACGCAGCAUCCCAUUCCGUCCCCUGUCAGUCAAGCUACACCAGUCCCAACAGUAGUUCCUAGCCCAGUACCAGUUCUAGUACAACCAACUACUACUGCCGAGCAGUCAACUCCAACACGAGCCUCAUCCAGCAAGAAGCGCUACAAGAGAACCGCAUGCCGUAUACUUCAGCCAUGUCCCUCACUAGCAGUAGUAGACUCGGGAUCCGAGAGUCCCUCUCCUCCCAAACGAGGGUGUCCAACCAAGCCACCCCAUCACAGUGAGUUUCUAUUUUACUUUUAG
Hibiscus syriacus is the source of this 594-nucleotide messenger RNA. Its product is annotated as actin cytoskeleton-regulatory complex protein PAN1-like. The transcript is spliced from 2 exons. The coding region runs from base 1 to 594 and encodes 197 amino acids. Lineage: Eukaryota; Viridiplantae; Streptophyta; Magnoliopsida; Malvales; Malvaceae. The record is from RefSeq and is a predicted model, not a curated record.